UCCUGCCACAGAAUGCCCGUUGCGCCGUCAGCCACAGCACUACAACUCCCAGCAUUCAUUGCGUCAACGCGUUUGCGUCUCUGAAAAAGUGUCCGCUCCUCGUUGACGGACUGAACUCAAAAUGCCCGUUGUUAUAAAUGAUUUAGUUUGAAUUAAAUCCACGCCAGGCACGACAUGAAAUGUAUAUGUAAUGACGGCUAUUUUUUUUUAUAUCUGUAUCUAUGAUCUGUAGAUCUGCGAAAAUAGGUCAACAUCAAACUGUAGGAACUAUUUAUUGCAUGCUUGGGGGUAGUCGAGGGGAAUUCGCAGUAGGACUAUAACAGUGACAGGAGCCCGAGGAGCGUGAUAGCGAUAUAAUUGAGUUUCAACAUUGACACAACAGAAGAGUUUUAAAUCAAGACGAAGCCCCUCACCACGAUGGACGCCCUGCAGAGGAGGGGGACUCACGAGGACACGGUCCUGUACAAGCUCUUCCUCGUCCAGCCCGACGGCUCAUCGUCACGGCGGCCCGAGGAACAGCUCUCACCUCUGGUGGAGGAGAUUCUGGCAAACGUUGCCCCACUCUUAAUGCAGUACAUCUGGCAGCAUCAGUCGUUCAACCUCAGGUUUCAUCCCGAGAACGGAGGGGUCCCUGCUCACAUCGGAGGCAGCACUCAGUUUGGGGACAACGUGGAGGACGAGUGGUUUGUGGUGUACCUCCUGCAGCAGAUCACCGAGACCUUCCCAGAGCUUGCAGCCAGAGUUGAGGACAACGACGGUGAGUUUAUUCUGAUCGAAGCAGCAGAUUAUCUUCCCAAGUGGCUGAACCCAGACACCAGUGAACUCAGGGUCUUCCUCUAUAAGGGAGAAUUGCAUAUCCUGCCCUGCCCGACCAAAUCCAGUCCAGUGGGCAUCUCAAAGGAUGUGGUUCCCAGUGUGCCACAGGCUCUGGCAUUGCUCUCCAGCCACCCAGACGCCUGUCGGGCCAGUCCCAGGAUUUGUUCAGCCCUGAGGAAAAGACUGGAGGGGUACCCAGAGAAGAUUAAAACAAUUCUCCACCGUGCCCAUUGCUUCAUCCCUGCUGGCAUCGCCCAGGUACUGGCGCAGCGACCAGACCUGGUCGCCCCUGCAGUGUUGGCUUUCUACCUGCGGGACCCAGUAGAUCUGCAGGCGUGUCGGAGCUUCAAGACUUUUCCUCCUGAUACAAGAGUCCUUACCUCGGUGACAUUCACCCGUUGCCUGUAUGCGCAGCUGCAGCAGCAGGAGUUCACCCCAGACCGGAGGAGCGGCUUCACCCUGCCCCCUCGCUCGCAUCCCCAGUACAAAGCCCAUGAGCUUGGCGUGAAACUGGCACACGGCUUUGAGAUCCUGUGCUCCAAGUGCAGGCUGCCGUCGUCAGAGCCUGGUGCCCCCAUCAGUUGUAACCCUCAGUGGAAAGGCUUCAUGGACAGUCUGAAAAAGAAUGGCUACUUCGGGGGAGAACUGGAAGGUUCUGCCCGUUGCAGAGAGCUGACACAAUCAGCAGAAAACUUCUUCAAACAGUCUGUCGCCUCAAAGUCAAGUGCUUUGUCCCCAGGUGAGGAGAUUCUCCAGCUUCUGCAAAGCUGCACUUCCUUCAACUUGGAGGAACUGAAGAAACAAGAGUCACAGCUCCCCCAAGAGGACAGUGACAGCUGGCUGGAUAUCACAGCUCAGGAUUUGGAGCGUAUGUUGCAGGAGAGGAGUGGGGUGAGGACGGAUGUUGGCAGCCAAAACUCUAGUUCCACCAAAGGGACACAGCAUGUCAAGGGUGUGAAGGAGAGGGGAAAGGGGACAAAGGACGAGGAGGAAGAGGAGGCCAGUUACAGCCUGGUAGCAAUUAGUCAAGGGAUGAAGAACUUCCUCAGCGCCAUGUCGUCGCAUGAGGGAGCUGAACUGCCCUGGAGCAGCUCAACUCAUCCUUUCAGUUUUGAGCCUGACUCGAUGGCCGCGGCCGUGGACAGACUGCUGGGAAGUAAAGAAGAAGAGCUGGAUUCAGAUGAUCUAGAUGAUGAUGAUGAAGAUGAUGAUGAUGAGGAGGAGGUAGAGGAGGAGGAGGAGGAGGAAGAAAGACAACCAGGGCCAUCUGUUCAUGGAGAGAUGAAUGGAACAGAAACAUUGGAAAGUCUGAGAAUAUACAUGGACCAAAUGGAUCAGGAGCUCAUGGGCACUAAUGUGGGAAAAAGCUUCCAUCAAAGUAAUUACAACAAGGCAGACCUGGACAGUGGCUCCCCUCAUGUCUCUGCCACAGGCCGUGUCCCGAGUGAGGGGGGGGUGGAGGAGACGGAGGAGGACAUCCAGCCUCUUGACGUGGACUUAAACCUGAUCUCAAACCUGCUGGAGUCCCUCAGCUGCCAGGACGGGCUGGCCGGCCCAGCCUCCAACCUGCUGCAGAGCCUGGGCUUACACCUGCCCCCCAACUCUGGUUCCUCGUAACAGAGUGAGAGUACGAGAGCUGUCAUUCCAUGGACGGUCCUUCUGUGGCCGCAAGCACUCGUUCAUGGUAAAUGUGUCCACUGGAGUUUUCACUGUAGCCAAAUGGCUUUGAAGACAUUUCCAAUGAGGCAUUUUCAAAAAUCUUGUUUUAGGUUUUGAAACCUGCUUUGUUUGCAGUUUACAGGUAAUAAUAGAUGUACACAAAGUACAAAAAGACAAAAAAACUCAUGUGUGCAGUAGAUAAAUUUACUUUGACAAAAUAGAUUAUUGAAAAUUAUAACACAUGACAAAAAAAUAAUAAUAAUAAUAUGAUAUAUAAAGGGUAUAUUUCAUUCAUCCACAACUUUUCAUAGCAAUAUCCCCAUCAGCUAUCUAAGAUGGCGUCAUAUUAAUGGCAGUGUUUAAAGAAAUGCACUUAUUUUCGGGUUUGGUUGCACUGUACAAACAUGUUCAUGUCUGUGUUGCCAAGAAUCUUGACAAUUAUUAACAAAGUUUGUUUUUUGUCUUUUCUUUACUAUAGUUAAUCAUGGAAACUGUCUCUAACAGUCUUGUCUAAGUGUCUUGAUCCUUUCAGUAAGUGUCUGAAGUCCAUUUUUUUGUUUUUAUUUUCAAGUUUCAAGUAACCGUAAACUGAAGGUGAAAUAUUCUACGUUUUUCCCGGUGGCUCUUUAAUACAUGCUGCUAGUGUUGAGAUACAUGUAUUGGUGGUGUUUAUGAUAAAACUUACAUUUGGUGGUCCGAAACAAUAAAUAUUUUUUCAAAUAAA
This is a messenger RNA of Scophthalmus maximus (turbot), 3199 nucleotides long. RefSeq names its product ecdysoneless homolog (Drosophila) (gene ecd). Gene Ontology annotation, cellular component: nucleus. Bases 418 to 2433 code for a protein of 671 amino acids. The transcript has 14 exons. The record is from RefSeq and is a predicted model, not a curated record. Lineage: Eukaryota; Metazoa; Chordata; Actinopteri; Pleuronectiformes; Scophthalmidae.